AUGAAGAAUCAACUCAUUGCCUGUGUCGAUGAUGUUGAUGAUCCGAUCCUCAAAACUCAUAAGUAUACCAACCACAACAGUGUCUACUUUCAUGUUAGUAUCAUGAUUCAUGAGAGUUUUAAAAUGGACUACUUCAAAGUCCAAUGUACGUUGGGACUGGCGGCCGAGAGAAACAGAGAGCAUUAUUGCUGGUUUGGAACAAGAAAGGUCGAGACUAUCUCUAAGAAAACCAAAAGCUAGCUAUGAUGAAGAAAGAUGACAUCUCUUCUCUCAAACAGAUUUGGUUGCUCAAAUAGUCUCGUUUUCCGGUAGCUGAUAGUCUAGUACAGCUUGUGGUCCGGCUCUUUCAUUACUUUUUAUUCAAUCUUUCAUUAUAUGCUGUAAGGAAAUCCAAAUUUUUCACUGUAAAGUCUAAG
Arabidopsis thaliana (thale cress) is the source of this 416-nucleotide messenger RNA. RefSeq lists its product as uncharacterized. Bases 1 to 240 code for a protein of 79 amino acids. The record is from RefSeq and is marked reviewed. NCBI's taxonomy places the organism in Eukaryota, Viridiplantae, Streptophyta, Magnoliopsida, Brassicales, Brassicaceae. The transcript has a single exon.